This is a messenger RNA of Pteropus alecto (black flying fox), 951 nucleotides long. RefSeq names its product olfactory receptor 56B4. Gene Ontology annotation, cellular component: membrane. The record is from RefSeq and is a predicted model, not a curated record. Gene Ontology annotation, biological process: G protein-coupled receptor signaling pathway. Lineage: Eukaryota; Metazoa; Chordata; Mammalia; Chiroptera; Pteropodidae. Gene Ontology annotation, molecular function: olfactory receptor activity; G protein-coupled receptor activity.
AUGGAUAUUUCCCAGACUGUAACCAAUAGCUCAAGACUUCACAUGUCUACAUUCAUUCUGAUGGGGCUUGCAGGCAUUCACAAGUGGCAGCACUGGCUCUCCCUGACCCUGGCUCUGAUCUAUCUCAUAGCUCUUGGUGCUAAUAUCUUCAUCAUGAUCACCAUUCACCAUAAGCUUAAACUGCACCAGCCCAUGUAUCAAUUCCUUAGUAGCCUUGCUGUAGUGGACAUUGGCUUUGCUACUACCAUCAUGCUCAAGAUUCUGGCCAUCGCCUGGUUUGAUGCUAAGGCCAUCAGCCUCUCUGAGUGCUUUUCUCAAAUCUAUGCUGUUCACUGUUUUAUAUGCAUGGAGUCAGGCAUCUUCUUCUGUAUGGCUGCAGAUAGAUAUGUAGCCAUCUGCCACUCAUGUAAAUACUCCAUAGUUACUGAGGCUUUUGUGGUCAAAGCUAUCAUAUUCAUAGUGUUUAGGAAUGUCCUGUUGACCAUCCCCACUGUAGUGGCUUCCCAGAGACACUAUUGCUCCAAGAAUGAAAUUGAGCAUUGUAUGUGCUCUAACCUGGGAGUCACUGGCUUGACCUGUGAUGAUGCCACCAUUAAUAGAUUUUAUCAGUUGGCUUUGGCCUGGGUCGUUGGUGGAAAUUACAUGGCUCUACUCUUCAGUUCCUAUGUUCUUAUUUUUCGUUCUGUGAUGAGGCUGAACUCUGCUGAGACAAUAAUCAAGGCUCUGAGCACCUGCAGUUCCCAUCUCAUCCUCAUCUUUUUCUUCUACACAACCACUGUUGUAGUGUUGAUAGCUCACCUGGCAAGAAAAGCAGUUCCCAUCUUCCCAGUUUUCCUUAAUGUACUUAACAUUAUCAUCCCAGCCCUUAACCCCAUGAUAUAUGCUCUUAGGGCCCAGGAGCUCAGAGUAGGCUUCCAGAGGAUGCCUGAGUUAGAUAAGAAUGUGUCCUAG